Molecule: messenger RNA, 1811 nt
Organism: Rattus rattus (black rat)
Lineage: Eukaryota; Metazoa; Chordata; Mammalia; Rodentia; Muridae
Gene: Kdelr2
Product: KDEL endoplasmic reticulum protein retention receptor 2
Exons: 5
Coding region: 144-782 (212 amino acids)
Biological process (GO): endoplasmic reticulum to Golgi vesicle-mediated transport; protein retention in ER lumen
Cellular component (GO): membrane; cis-Golgi network; endoplasmic reticulum
Molecular function (GO): ER lumen protein retrieval receptor activity
Source: RefSeq, a predicted model, not a curated record
GCGCGACGGCAGUUCGGCCACGUCCCUGGCCACGUCGCGCCCGCUCCCGCCAUCUUUCGCCGCUUCCUCACUCAGGGGCUGUCGCCGCGUCCUGAGUCGCUGCCGAGCUCCGGUGCCGCUUUGCCGCGCCGACUGCCACCACCAUGAACAUCUUCCGGCUGACUGGGGACCUGUCCCACCUGGCGGCCAUCGUCAUCCUACUGCUGAAGAUCUGGAAGACGCGCUCCUGUGCUGGUAUUUCUGGGAAAAGCCAGCUCCUGUUUGCACUGGUCUUCACAACUCGUUACCUGGAUCUUUUUACUUCAUUCAUUUCGUUAUAUAAUACAUCUAUGAAGCUUAUCUACAUUGCCUGCUCCUACGCCACGGUGUACCUGAUCUACAUGAAGUUUAAGGCCACCUAUGAUGGAAAUCACGACACAUUCCGAGUGGAGUUUCUUGUGGUUCCUGUAGGAGGCCUCUCAUUCCUAGUCAACCAUGACUUCUCUCCUCUUGAGAUCUUGUGGACCUUCUCCAUCUACCUGGAGUCCGUGGCCAUCCUUCCACAGCUCUUCAUGAUCAGCAAGACCGGCGAGGCCGAGACCAUCACCACCCACUACCUCUUCUUCCUGGGUCUCUACCGUGCUCUCUACCUAGUCAACUGGAUCUGGCGCUUCUACUUCGAGGGUUUCUUUGAUCUCAUUGCUGUGGUGGCUGGUGUCGUCCAGACGAUUCUCUACUGCGACUUCUUCUACUUGUACAUCACAAAAGUACUCAAGGGAAAGAAGCUCAGCCUGCCAGCGUAAGUGCCAAAGACCAUCAGCAGCCUCUGCCCUCCAGGGUGCUCAGACAGGGUCUCACAUGGCGAAGGCUCGGGAUGCUCAGUGCGGAGAAGCAGACACGGCUUCUCCUGUGGCAGCCGCUCACUGGUGGCUCUUCGAGGAUGCAGAGGGAAGAGACCAGGAGGCUUCUGUCUACUGCAUCCUGCCUUAUCUUUUUUAUUACUAUGUACAAAGAUUUUUUUACACAAAGAAACUUAAUGCUGUGUUAAUAAAUUCAGUAUGUAGAUGAAUUGGGGCAGUUUCCAAAAGUGACGAUUUUGUGCAGAAUAAGUACAAGCCUCUUUUUAUUUUUUUGAAAAUUUGCUGAGGUGGUCAAUUCUUUGUGUCUACAAUGAAAUUAUACUCCUUGACACUUGGUAGAUUAUCCAAACAUCGUCAAAUUUUCAUGCUAUUUAUUUUAUUUCUUUUUUUUUUUUUUUUUUUUGCCAAAAGAUGAGUUGUGUUUGUUUGAAAUCUAAGACACUGUGUUCCAUUUGGUGUUUCUGUUCAAAUGCGUCCUCAUUGUCCUGGAAACCCUUCCCCAGAUGUCACACUACAUGUCAGGUCCAGGAGGAUGACUCGCAAGUCCUACAGGUUUCAUUACGAAAACUUCAAGGUUCCCAGUGGAAACCGUCAGCUGAUGCUCAUCAAAUGCUCGCCCUUCACCCCUGCGGGGGCGUGGCAGCUCAAGGUUAUCCAAGGGCCGAGAGCCACCACAUCCUCUGACUGUGAGAGGGUGGGGGGUGAUGGCUGUUUUGGACAGAGGACUCUGCUCCUCUGAGGCAUGGAACACAGAUAGCUACCUGUCAAUGUCAGGCACAAAUCCGAAGGAUCACUACAACCAUGUCAGACUCAAAUGUUUUCUCAUAGCACUUUUGGUGAUAAAUUGAUUGACAAUCUUUAAUUGGCAGCACCAGUUAUCAGUCCUUACAUUCUUUUUAGUAUUUUUUUUAAACUGGGCUCUUGCAUGACCUAUAUUGUGUUAACAUCCUAAAUAAACAUUUUAUUAAACAA